AUGAAAAUAGCGACAGCUACUACCCUGCCGCUCCAACAAUCUUGGAUUUUGUCGGGCCUGUCAGAAAUUAUGCCGGGCACAUCCAACGUCUACCACUGCAAGUCUGCCAUUACAACAUCUGCCCGGCCACCUACCAUCGCCAACGCCUGUUCUCCUCCUUCACUUUGCUCUCAGGCCACUCGAAUAUCGUAUUUAACGGCCAAACUGGACGGCGCACUUGAUAGUUGA
Messenger RNA from Paraglomus brasilianum, 228 nucleotides. Lineage: Eukaryota; Fungi; Glomeromycota; Glomeromycetes; Paraglomerales; Paraglomeraceae. The record is from the annotation of a GenBank genome assembly.